AUGCCUUCUUCUGAUCAUUCGCCUUCCAGUUCCGAAUUGGCCACUCCCAGAUCUGCGUCGCCUUCUUCAAUAGCCAGCAGAGCUUCCACAACUCCUGCCAACAAACGCACGUCCUUGUCCAGCCGGCGCAUCUCUGCCCCAUUCAACCCAAUGGCUGGUGUCGAUAUCGAAGCUAUUGAGAACCAGAUGAGGGCUGCUUCCCUCGAUGGUCUCAGCGGGUACGCCCAAGACCAUUAUGGCACCGUCAAGCAGUACCACGAAACACAAUAUAUCCCAGAAAACAGUGCUGCAGGUUAUCAGGUUCUGCGAGAGCCGCUAUGGAACAAAGGUACAUCGUUCGGUCCCGAAGAACGUGUGGCCAAGAACCUUACUGGCCUGAUACCUCAUGUCCUAGAGAACAUAGAAACACAAUGCGCGCGAGCCCUGCGCAUGAUUAAUAGUAGAACAAGCAACAUCGACAAAUACCUGUACCUCUCUUCCCUAAAAGCUAGCAACAUCGAUCUCUUCUACCGCCUCUUGAUCGACAAUGUUGCUCAGCUGAUGCCUCUGGUGUAUACACCCACUAUCGGAGAUGUGUGUCUCCAGUAUUCAACGUUAUACACCAGGCCAGAAGCCUUGUAUAUAUCGAUCAAGCAGCGCAAGUCCAUUACUACAAUUCUCCGCAACUGGCCCUACCCAGAGCCUUCAAUCUGUGUUGUAACGGAUGGCUCUCGAAUCCUAGGUCUCGGUGAUCUUGGUGUUAACGGUGUUGGAAUUCCAAUAGGAAAGUUGGCGCUAUACACCGCCGCAGCCGGGAUCGCCCCUGAAAAGACGCUCCCUAUUGUGCUUGACUGCGGUACAGCCAACGAGGACAACCUCCGCGAUCCCUUGUAUCUUGGUCUGCGUACACCGCGUGUCUCUUCAGAAGUCGCGUUGGAGUUCAUGGAUGAGUUCAUGGCCGCCGCGAAGGAAGUAUACCCCAACAUGCUCGUGCAAUUCGAAGAUUUCGAAACAGAAAAGGCGUUCCUGUACCUGGAGAGAUACAAGAAGGAGAAGUGCUUCAACGACGAUAUCCAAGGGACCGGAGCUGUUGUUCUGGCAGGAUACAUCGGCGCUGUGAACCUCUCGGGGGUCCCUAUUGAAGACCAGAAGCUUGUCUUCAUGGGUGCUGGAUCAGCCGGUGUCGGUGUGGCCAAGCAAGUGAUGGAAUACUACACGCGCCGCGGUCUCUCAGAGCAGCAGGCUCGAGAAAAAUUCUACCUCGUCGACACGAAAGGCCUCGUGACGACUGAUCGCGGGGACCACCUUCCUGAUCACAAGAAGAUCUUCGCACGAAGUGAUAACCACGGUCAUCAAUUCAGUACACUCGAAUCUGUCAUCGAAUAUGUCAAGCCUACUGCUCUGAUCGGUUUGACCGCCACGUUUGGAGUCUUCACUGAGUCAGUAGUACGAGCCUUGAAGAGUUCAGUCGAUGCGGGAGGCCUGGGACGGAGACCUAUCCUGUUUCCUUUGAGCAAUCCCUUGACAAAAGCCGAGUGUACCUUUGAGCAGGCAAUGACAUGGACUGAAGGCUCUGCAAUUUUUGCAUCUGGAUCUCCCUUCUCGCCCAUCACCAUAAAGAACGGUGACCAAUCGACCACCUACUACCCCAACCAAGGAAAUAAUGUAUACAUCUUCCCAGGUCUCGGACUUGGGGCCAUCUUGGCUAAAGUAUCCCGUGUUACCGACAACAUGGUAUACACUUCUGCAGCUGCGCUCGCUGGCUGUCUCACCCCGGAGGAGAUCCGAAUGGGCCUCAUCUACCCCAAGAUCGAGAGAGUAAGGGAUGCGAGCGUCGUCGUUGCUCGAGAGGUCAUGAAGUCCGCGAGGAGGGAAGGUGUGAGCUUGUUGCCGGAAGAGACGUGGGUCGAGUGGGAGGAGUGGGGAGACGUGGCGUUGACUGCCUGGAUCAAGAAACAGAUCUACGACCCCAGGUAG
Amorphotheca resinae ATCC 22711 is the source of this 1956-nucleotide messenger RNA. RefSeq lists its product as hypothetical. NCBI's taxonomy places the organism in Eukaryota, Fungi, Ascomycota, Leotiomycetes, Helotiales, Amorphothecaceae. Gene Ontology annotation, molecular function: malate dehydrogenase (decarboxylating) (NAD+) activity; NAD binding. Bases 1 to 1956 code for a protein of 651 amino acids. Gene Ontology annotation, biological process: pyruvate metabolic process; malate metabolic process. The record is from RefSeq and is a predicted model, not a curated record. Gene Ontology annotation, cellular component: mitochondrion. The transcript has 6 exons.